AUGAUUGAUAUCGAUAAUUCAAAUUUAUUUUUUAAAAUUUUUAGAAAUAAAUUUUUAAGAAAUCAAAUUUUUAAACAUUUAAGAAAAUUUAAUAUUUGUCCAAGACUAGUAAAAUAUAAUAGUAUUAAACGAUUUAAAGAGUGUAAAUUUAAAGGUUAUUUAUCAAAUGUUUAUUACAAUUUCAAAGGAUUUGAAUAUUUACCAAAUUCAGUUAAAUUUUUAAAAUUGGGUGAUAAUUUUUGGACAUCAAAUUUAUUUAUUUUGGAAUUAAAUAAAUUGAAAAAUUUUUUACCACAAUCAUUAACACAUUUGGAACUUUCAAAUUCAUUUUCAAGAUAUUCAAAAUUGAAUGGACGUUCAUUCAUACCAGAAUCAGUUACAAAAUUAAAUAUUGGUGAUGGUUUCAAUAGAAUUAUAAGAUCUGAUGAUAUACCAUUAACUUUAAAAUCAUUAAAAAUUGGUAAAACAUUUAAAAAUUCAUUAAAUUUAAUUGAUUGUAAAAAUUUAGAAAAUUUAGAAUUUGUCGAAGAAUCACAUUUUAAUAAUAUUUUUAAUAAUGAUUCGAAUAAUUUACCACAAAAUUUAAAAUAUUUAAAAUUUGGUAAUUUAUAUACAAUGGAAAUAAAAAAUGUUGAAUUAAAUUUACCAAAAACAUUAACAUAUUUAUCAUUUGGAAGUGGAUUUAAUUCACCAAUUAAUUUACAAUCAUUAAUAAAUUUAAAAAGUUUAACAUUUGAAUCAAAUUAUAAAUGUAAAUUUAGUGUUGGAUCAUUACCAUCAAGUUUAACAUACCUUUCAAUUAAUGGAUAUGAAAAAGAUUUUGAAAUUGGUGUAUUACCAUCAAAUUUACAAACUUUAAUUAUUAAAAGUUAUACUAUAACAACUAAACAAAAAUUUGAAAUUGGUGUAUUACCAUCAUCAAUUACAAAUUUCACUUUUAAUAAUCACUAUAAUACAUUACAUCCAUUCCAAAGUGGCGUAUUACCAUCAUCAUUGACAAGUUUAGAUUUAUCUUAUUAUGAACAUCCAAUUGAUAAUUUAAUUCUACCAUCAUCUUUAACAUAUUUAGAAUUACCAAAUAAAGAAGAAAGUAAUAAAAGUUGCAUUUUGUUAAAACUAUUUUCAAAUUUAAUAAAUUUAAAAAGUUUAGUUUGGAAUUGUAAAGAUAAAAUACCUCCAAAUAUAUUACCCAAAUCAUUGUCACAAUUUAAAAUUAUAAAUAUUAAAUAUUAUCAUAAAUUUGAAUUGGAUACUUUCCCAAGUUCACUUUUAUCUCUUUUAAUUAAUUCACAUAAUUGCCAUGGUUUUGAAGAUGGCAUUUUACCACAAUCAUUAAAAAAACUUGAAUUAGUUAGUCACCUAUUUAAAACUCAAUUUCAAUUAAAUUCAAUUCCCAAAAAUUUAGAAAUAUUAUCACUUUCAUAUACAUCAUACCAUUAUGGAUUUAAGAAAAAUGAACUCCCUACAACUUUAAAACAUCUGUCUUUGCCUGAAUAUUAUUCACAUUUUAUUGAUUGUGAUUUACCAAAUUUGGAAUCAUUAUAUAUUGGAAAGCGUUCAGUUGAUACUAAAUUAAGAAAUAUAGCUUCAGAAAUUGAAGAUAUUAGUUUUAUAAAUUUAUUUGAAUAA
Messenger RNA from Dictyostelium discoideum AX4, 1629 nucleotides. RefSeq lists its product as hypothetical. The record is from RefSeq and is a predicted model, not a curated record. The transcript has a single exon. NCBI's taxonomy places the organism in Eukaryota, Evosea, Eumycetozoa, Dictyosteliales, Dictyosteliaceae. Bases 1 to 1629 code for a protein of 542 amino acids.